This is a messenger RNA of Eruca vesicaria subsp. sativa (arugula), 501 nucleotides long. The record is from the annotation of a GenBank genome assembly. NCBI's taxonomy places the organism in Eukaryota, Viridiplantae, Streptophyta, Magnoliopsida, Brassicales, Brassicaceae.
AUGGCGUUAUGUGUUGCUCAUUUUUCUCUCUCAGGUGGUCUGUCUCAAUCUCAACAUGUGAAAGCAAAUGGAUUGUCCACCACAAAGCUCAGUUCCAUUUAUAAGACUUCUGUAUUGACUGUUCAGAAGAAAUCGAACCGGAGUCACAAGUUUUCAGUUUCUGCACGAGAGGGGAGUAGGAGAGGAAGUGGUGGUGCUGCUGAUUUCAUAGCUGGCUUUCUUCUAGGAGGUGCUGUGUUUGGCGCUGCUGCGUAUAUCUUUGCUCCACAGAUCAGAAGAUCGAUAAUGAGUGAAGAAGAUGAGUAUGGUUUCAAGAAGCCACAACAACCAACAUACUACGAUGAAGGUUUGGAGAAAACAAGAGAGACCUUGAACAAGAAAAUCGAACAACUUAAUUCAGCAAUUGACAAUGUCUCCUCACGGUUAAGAGGUCGAGAAAAGAACACUUCUUCUACCGAUGUACCAGUGGAAACUGACCCGGAAGUUGAAGCUACUACUUGA